Messenger RNA from Scomber japonicus (chub mackerel), 1012 nucleotides. It is a transcript of the gene tox, whose product is annotated as thymocyte selection-associated high mobility group box. The transcript has 6 exons. Bases 134 to 1012 code for a protein of 292 amino acids. The record is from RefSeq and is a predicted model, not a curated record. Gene Ontology annotation, molecular function: chromatin DNA binding. NCBI's taxonomy places the organism in Eukaryota, Metazoa, Chordata, Actinopteri, Scombriformes, Scombridae. Gene Ontology annotation, biological process: leukocyte differentiation; regulation of transcription by RNA polymerase II. Gene Ontology annotation, cellular component: nucleus.
UUCAACUUUGUCUGAAAAAAAAAAAAAGAUAGUAAGGUUGUCUCAGUGGUGUCUGACAUCCCCAGAGUAAAGACAAGACCGAAAAGAAAACCGAGAAGCAGGACAGCGGGGAGAAGUGGAUGUAUUUCCAGCCAUGGAUGUAACAGUUUACCCGCCUCCUCCUCAGUCUCUGGCCGCAUCAGACCACACCAGGCUGGGGCAGCUCUCCUACAACGACCCGGCCUUUGGGACCAACAAGUUGGAAGGGGACACCAUGUUCCUGGGUAUGCCAGAAGCCGGCCUUGACUUUGCUUCAGCCAAUCAGAGAAGUGCUGCACUGCUCUGUGGGGUUAUUGAGCUCUUUGUGUGGAUUGCCACAGGGCUUUCGUGUGCCGCAGCCCCCCUCACCCUCUCAGCAAGGCGACGCCUCACAACCCCGCCCUCACAGCACUGGAGGAGGGACACGCACAUGGCCGACACACACCGUCUGCCUUGGUCAUAUUCAGUGGGUGGUUUGGGCGAUGAGGACUUCAACAUCCCACCCAUCACUCCCCCCACCCUGCCAGACCACAUGCUGCCCCCCCACCUCCCACAUGAUUCCCCCUCUGGACCGUACCACCCUCUGGACAACCCCUCCAGCUCAGCUCCACACCACCCCUACCAGAUGCAGGGUAUGGAUCUGCCCCGCAUGCCCGGUAACCAAGAUAGAGCUGGUAUGAUGAACCAAGAUGGAGGCACAUUCAGCCCUGAUGGUGGCCCAAUGGCCAGCACUCUGUCUGUGAUGCAGCAGAUGGUGAACUCUGAUUCUCGGUUUACCAGCAGCCAACAGCCAAUCGAAGCUGCCCUCGGACCCAGGAGCAAAUCAGGCAUGAACCAACAGAGUCAGUUGUCCACGAUCAACCAAUCCCAGCUGGGACUGAGCGGGACCUCUGUCACCCAUAGUUCUCCAUCACCUCCCGCUAGUAAAUCUGCUACACCCUCUCCCUCCAGUUCAGCACACGAGGACGACAACGAUGACGGACUCAGGGUAUAA